GUGGUGGUGGGGGUUAAAAAAAAAAAAAAAAAAAUUUUAAUGUCACUUUUCUCCCAACUGGAAAGACGACCAGGAGGAGGGAGGGUGUGAGCUCAAACGUGCAAUGCUCGUCUCUGUCUGUGUCUCACACGGUUUAAAUGGAACGAAACUCGAGCCAUGUCGGGUGCAAACGGACAAGAGAAGGAUAGAGCCAAACUGGGGAUGGAUUCGAGACUUUUGCUCUUGGUAGCGUUUCUUGUGCAAACCAAACUGGCCAGGAUGCUGCCCUCACGCCCUCUGUGCGACAGUCGAGUCCUGGACAGAUACAUCAGGGAGGCGAAAGGGUUGCAGAACUCAGUGUGCUAUGGGCUGUGUCAAUUUCCUGAUGCAAUUCUUCUUCCGAGCACUGGCCUUAACCUGAGAGCCUGGAGAUCCAAAAGUAGAUCUAUAAAGGCCGCGGAGAUUAAGGAAGGCUUGAUCAUGCUUUCGAAUGCAAUCCAGACAGCAAAACUGCUCACCAUGAAUAAUUCCACAGUAGCUCUCUUAGACAAAAUAUACAGGAAUAUUCGAACUUUCAUUCACAUACUGCAAUUGCUGAAUGUGCCGGACACAUCGCACCAAUUGUACGAGCGAGCGAGGCCGAUCACGGGGAGAAGCGUGCGGGAUCUGUUCCGCACAUACACACGUUUGCUGCAAGGGAAAGUCUACAUGUUUUAUCGGGAACUAGCGGAAGAAAAUUGCACACAACGGAAAAGGUGACCAAAGUUCACCCUGCCUGCGGGUGAACUCUGUGGAUGGAGCUCAGUGUCCAAACCCUUAACUAUCAUGUGCAAAUGCGGAAUAAAAUCCAAGUCCUGAACCUCGAACGCAUUACCAAGUGACGACUUCUGUGACUACGUUUUCAACUGCAGGGACGUGGUACCGGACAAUGAAGUCAAAAUGUUAUGGAGAGAAAUGUUACCAAAUACUGGAAAUGGAUCCAGUUGGCAGUCUUCCACUAGUUUUUAUACGUAUUUUUAUGUGAUAACGUAACAGUAUUUUUUGCUGUUUUAAUGAUUUGUGUCGGAUUCUGGUCCCCCCGCCUGCCCGCCCCACCAUCGGCGGUUGGGUUCAACCUCUCUC
Messenger RNA from Callorhinchus milii (elephant shark), 1101 nucleotides. RefSeq names its product erythropoietin. Gene Ontology annotation, molecular function: hormone activity; cytokine activity; erythropoietin receptor binding. Gene Ontology annotation, biological process: cell population proliferation. Lineage: Eukaryota; Metazoa; Chordata; Chondrichthyes; Chimaeriformes; Callorhinchidae. The coding region runs from base 157 to 738 and encodes 193 amino acids. Gene Ontology annotation, cellular component: extracellular region. The transcript is spliced from 5 exons. The record is from RefSeq and is a predicted model, not a curated record.